AUGGGUUUCAGUUUUAAACAGAGUGGUCAGGAAUGGCCUCAGGGAGAGGUGACUUUUGACCAAAGACCUGACAGACGAGGCGACCUCAGCCCCAAGCCCACCGUCCGUCACGUCUGGGCCGCGGUGGGAUGGGGGGAUGACCCGAGGACUGAGCCCCCUCUCCUCCUCUCCCAGGCUCCCGGAGGGGCCGAGGCGGAGGCUGUGACCCUGGUGCAGCUCAUCGACGAGCACGGGGAGUACUCGACCGCCUGCCUCGUCCGCAGAGGGGCGGCGGUGGGGCGCUCUGGGAAGGGGGUGCCAGGCUCGCUGCGUGAGGUCCCCGAGGGGCCGGCACGGCCCAGGCCGUUCAGCUGCGCGGCGUGCGGGAAGGCCUUCAAGCGCUCGUGGGAGCUGCUGAGCCACGAGGUGGUGCACACCGCGGCGCGGCCCUUCCGCUGCGGCCUGUGUGCAGCCGCCUUCAAACGCCACUCGGACUGCAAGAGCCACCGGCUGGUGCACAGCGACGAGCGGCCACAUGGCUGCGACGCCUGCGGCAAGCGCUUCAAGAGAGCCAGCAACCUGCAGGAGCACCGGCGCAUCCACACGGGCGAGCGCCCCUUCCUCUGCCCAUCCUGCCCGAAGCGCUUCAAGACCCCCUAUGAGCUGCACCGCCACCAGCGGCUGCACGCCACCGCGCCGCCCUUCCCCUGCCCGGACUGCGGCAAGGCCUUUGCCGCUGGGUCUGCCCUGCUUCUGCACCGACGGCAGCACUGCGAGGAGCAGCCCCACGCGUGCGCAGUGUGCGGCGAGUGCUUCGCCUAUGGCCACAGCCUGCGGGUGCACGAGCGCGCGCACACGAGCGAUCGGCCCUUCACCUGCCAGCUGUGUGCCAAGGCCUUCAAGCAGUCCAACGCGCUGGCCUCUCACCGCCGCGUGCAUUCGGGCGAGCGGCCCUUGCCCUGCGACACCUGCGGCAAGGCCUUCUCCCGGCCCUCGCUGCUCCUGCAGCAGCUCCGCGGGCACAGCCCUGUGCGCCCUCACGCCUGCCGCUUCUGCCCGAAGCUCUUCAAGGACCUGAACUACCGUGCGGUCCACGAGAAGGUGCACACGGGGGACACGCGCUACAAGUGCCGCAUCUGCAGCAAGGGCUUCGCGCAUCCCAGCAACCUCCUGCAGCAUCAGAGGGUGCAUCGGGAUGGGUGAGGGCUGGGUACCAGGCAAUGGGGGACCAAGGAGGGCCCAGGAUCCCCAGAGCUGGAAUGAAGGGUAAUCACGUCCAGUUGAGGCUCUGUUCAGGACAGUGCCAUCCAAUAGAACUUUCUGCAAUGCUAGAAAGAUUCUGCAUGGACGCCAUCUAAUAUAUUAACCACCAGGCCCAUGUGGCCCUUUGAGUGUCAGAAAUAUGGCUAGUGCCCCUGUAGAAGUGAUCUUUUUUUCUUUUUGGGGGGGUUGACUUUUUAUUUUGAAGUUGUUUAAGUAUCACAAAAAUUGCAAAACUAGCACAGAGCCUUCCCCUCUGCCCUUCCCCCAGCUCCCCCCAUGAUAGUAUCUUAGAUACCCACAGGACAUGGUGAAAACGCAGGAGAUUGAUUCUGGUACAGUUCUGUUAACUCAGGUACAGACCUUAUUCAGAGUUUGCCAAAACAUAAAUGAAUAUUUAAACUCACUACAUUUUAAGGAGCUUCAUGGGGAGAGUAUAGCUCAAGUGGUAAAUUAUGUGCUUAGCACGCAGAAGGUCAUGGGUUCAAACCCCAGUACCUCCACUAAAAAUAAAUAAACCUAAUUACCUUGCCCCGAAAAAUGCAGUAGAAUCAAAUCCCACUGAGGAAUACCAAGUCUGAAAAACACUUUUUGAGCUGAGCGUAUUUAUAUAAAUAAACAGCAAAUUUCUCUUCAUGUCAAGAUGCCCUUAAACAUUAACCUUCCUCCCUCCCCAAUUCUAGUCAUGAUGAAGGUAAAACAAACGCACUUCAUUGUUAUCAAAGAAAAAGGUGCAGAAUCUAAGAACAAAUUUACAAGGGGCAUUUUGAAAAAAAAAGAAGAAGAACAGGCAUUUUUCAGUGUGACCCUCCCAUCCUGUUCUCAUGCCAAGUACAAGGAUCCUCAUCAUUCAACACGGUUUUGAUUGUUACCAGCGUCACACAUCACACAGGAUUGAAAAGUACACCUGCAGCUGUUAUCAGUGCCUUAAGCCCUCUGGUUCUCUGCAGUCCAGUGGACUCAGGGUGCUCAUGAGAGCAUUUGCUUAUGCCAAACAGAUGACUUGGUUUACAGUACAUUAACAGAAAUUUCAUAUACAUCCAAAGUCCACUACUCCAUUAUAAAGUUCAGGAGUCAAAAAUUACAUGAGUACUAGGGCUAGAAGGUCCUGUAGCCCACCCAUCCCCUUCCCAAAUGCCUAAAAAAAAAA
This is a messenger RNA of Vicugna pacos (alpaca), 2389 nucleotides long. NCBI's taxonomy places the organism in Eukaryota, Metazoa, Chordata, Mammalia, Artiodactyla, Camelidae. The record is from RefSeq and is a predicted model, not a curated record.